AUGGCCGGCACAGUAAACCAAGAAUCCUCCAACUCGGUGCUUUCGCAGCCCGCUGGCUCGGCUGCUCCAGACGGUGCUGGCAUCAUCCAGCUCGACCCCUGGCUUGAACCCUUCCGUGAGAACCUCAAGCAACGAUUCUCGAAAGCUCAACAAUGGAUCGAUACCAUCAACAAAACAGAAGGAGGUCUGGAGCAGUUCUCCAGAGGGUAUGAGAAGAUGGGCUUCACGUUCGGCCCAAACGGCGAUAUCACAUACAGAGAAUGGGCACCCGGUGCUCGCGAGGCAUCCUUGAUCGGUGACUUUAACAAUUGGGAUCGUGGUGCCAUUCCCAUGCGGAGAAACGACUUUGGUGUCUGGGAAAUUGUCAUCCCAGGAAACAACGGCACUCCUUCGAUCCCACACAACUCCAAGCUCAAGAUCUCCAUGGUUACAGGCUCCGGCGAACGUAUCGAGAGACUGCCUGCCUGGAUCAAGUAUGUCACUCAGGAUCUUUCUGUCUCUCCCGUCUACGAUGCCCGUCUAUGGAACCCUCCCGAGCACGAGAGGUAUAAAUUCAAGAAUCCUCGCCCUCCCUACCCCGAGAGUGUCCGCAUCUACGAAGCCCACGUUGGCAUCUCCUCUCCCGAGCCCAGAGUGGCCAGUUAUAAAGAGUUUACCAAGAACAUGCUACCCCGGAUAAAGUAUCUGGGCUACAAUGUUAUCCAGCUGAUGGCUGUCAUGGAGCAUGCCUACUACGCCAGCUUUGGCUACCAGAUCAACAACUUCUUCGCAGCGAGCUCCAGAUACGGCACCCCCGAAGACUUGAAAGAGCUCAUCGAUACCGCCCACGGGCUAGGCAUCACUGUCCUGCUGGACGUCGUACAUUCCCACGCCAGCAAGAACACAUUGGACGGUCUCAACAUGUUUGAUGGCACAGACCACCUGUAUUUCCACGAAGGUGCCAAGGGUCGUCAUGAGCUAUGGGACAGCCGUCUCUUCAAUUACGGCAGCCAUGAGGUCCUUCGCUUCUUACUCUCAAAUCUGAGAUUCUGGAUGGAGGAGUAUCAAUUCGAUGGUUUCCGCUUCGAUGGUGUUACAUCCAUGCUUUAUCAACACCAUGGUAUCGGUACAGGUUUCUCCGGCGGAUACCAUGAGUACUUUGGCCCUUCUGUGGAUGAGGACGGCGUUGUCUAUCUGAUGAUCGCCAACGAGUUGCUGCACACACUCUACCCCAAGGCCAUUACCAUUGCCGAGGACGUUUCAGGCAUGCCUGGCCUGUGUGUCAAGCUAUCUCUUGGUGGCGUUGGUUUUGAUUACCGCUUGGCCAUGGCUGUCCCUGACAUGUACAUCAAGUUGCUCAAGGAAAAGUCUGACGAUGAAUGGGACCUGGCAAACAUCGCCUUUACCCUCAUCAAUCGUCGUCAUGGCGAGAAGACGAUCGCUUACGCUGAGUCUCACGAUCAAGCAUUGGUUGGUGAUAAGAGUCUCAUGAUGUGGCUUGCCGAUGCCCAGAUGUACACCAACAUGUCAGAUCUCACCGAGUUGACGCCGGUCAUCGAGCGUGCCAUGUCCCUGCACAAGAUGAUCCGCCUACUCACCCAUUCGCUCGGUGGCGAAGGUUACCUCAAUUUUGAAGGAAACGAGUUCGGUCACCCAGAGUGGCUUGACUUCCCCCGAGAGGGCAACAACAACUCUUUCCACUAUGCUCGGCGUCAGUUCAACCUGCCCGACGACAAUCUGUUAAGGUACAGAUAUCUCAACGAGUUCGACCGCGCCAUGAACCUUUCUGAGGAGAAGUUUGGCUGGCUUCACACACCGCAAGCCUAUGUAUCACUCAAAAAUGACGCUGAUAAGGUUCUGGCCUUUGAGCGCGCCGGCCUGCUCUUCAUUUUCAACUUCCACCCCACCAACAGCUACACCGACUACCGCAUAGGCGUAGACACACCAGGCACCUACAAAAUCGCCCUCGACUCCGACCGAAAGGAGUUUGGCGGCUUUGAAAGGAACGAGCGAAGCACUCGUUUCCACACAGAGCCCUUGGCCUGGAACAACCGCGCCAACUGUCUCCAUGCCUACCUUCCUACUCGCAGCGUCAUCGUUCUAGCAUUGGAGAACCUCGUUGAUGCAUAA
Molecule: messenger RNA, 2109 nt
Organism: Cyphellophora europaea CBS 101466
Lineage: Eukaryota; Fungi; Ascomycota; Eurotiomycetes; Chaetothyriales; Cyphellophoraceae
Product: 1,4-alpha-glucan-branching enzyme
Exons: 1
Coding region: 1-2109 (702 amino acids)
Biological process (GO): glycogen biosynthetic process
Cellular component (GO): cytoplasm
Molecular function (GO): hydrolase activity, hydrolyzing O-glycosyl compounds; cation binding; 1,4-alpha-glucan branching enzyme activity
Source: RefSeq, a predicted model, not a curated record